Molecule: messenger RNA, 2391 nt
Organism: Cylindrotheca closterium
Lineage: Eukaryota; Bacillariophyta; Bacillariophyceae; Bacillariales; Bacillariaceae
Source: the annotation of a GenBank genome assembly
AUGCCAGUCUUUAACAUAUUCGGCUCCGAUGAUAGUUCCAGAGAAACCUCUGAGAGCGACUCUGACGCAACCAGUGAAAGUGGAUCCACCAGUGAAAGUGGUUCCGGUAGUGGCAGCGAAAGCGGAUCCGGCAGUGGCAGCGAAAGUGGAUCCGGCAGUGGUAGCGACAGCGACAGUGAUGAUACCUCUGACAGUGGUUCUGGCUCUGGAUCUGGAAGUGGAUCUGGCAGUGACAGCGGCAGCGGCAGCACAUCUGACAGCGAUGACACGUCGGAGAGCGGUGAUACAUCCGACAGUGGAUCUGGCUCUGGCUCUGGUUCUGGGUCCGACAGCGGAAGUGGUUCUGGCUCUGGCAGUGGGUCUGGAUCUGGAUCUGGAUCUGACAGUGGAUCCGGAAGCGGUUCUGACGAUGACACUACCGAUGAUGGUAGUGAUUCUGGCAGUGGAAGCGGCUCUGAUAGUGGAUCUGGCAGUGGAUCCGGCUCUGAUAGCGGAUCUGGCAGUGGAUCUGGCAGCGGAAGUGGUUCUGAUAGCGGAUCCGGCAGUGGAAGCGGAAGCGAUUCCGAUGAUGAUACUACCGAUGACGGUAGCGGUUCCGGCAGUGGCUCUGGCAGCGGUUCCGAGAGCGGCUCUGGAUCGGGUUCCGGCAGCGGCUCUGGUAGUGGAUCCGAUAGUGGAAGUGGUUCUGGAUCAGGUUCAGGCAGUGGGUCUGGAUCAGGCUCUGGCAGUGGAUCAGGUAGUGGAUCAGGCAGUGGGUCUGAUUCCGAGAGCGGCUCUGGAUCUGGCAGCGGCAGCGGUACUAGCAAAAAGAGCAACUCUUCCAGCAAAAAGAGCAAGAGCAGCAGCUCCAGCAAGAACAAAAGCAAGGACCGCAGCGCCGCCAUUGCCCCCAGCGAUGAUGAUGAUGAUGACAGCUCGGAUGUCAGCACGGACACUAGUUCGGAUGGAAGUAGUGACAGCAAGAAAUCCAAAAGCAAAAAUUCCAAGGAUCGGGAUGAAUCCGGCAAGGGUGGUUCCGUUUCUGGUUCCGAAUCGGUUCAAACCUUUGAUUGGGGAGCCGAAUUCCCCAGCACUCCAGCCCCUCCUCCUCCCAAGGAUAUUUCCAUGAGCAAGGAUCAACCAAUAAUCGAAGAAGGGGACGAAGAAUCCGCCAGCAGUGGUGAAUUUGAUGAGAAUGGCAAAAAGAAGAAGAAGAAAAAGAAGAAGGACAAACGAACCUUUAACGAAAAGAUGACCAAGCAACCAUCCAUGAACCAAUAUUUGUUCUGCUGCGCUUGUUGUUGUUUCAUUAUUGGUCUUUGUCUCGUCUUGCCAUUGGUGUUGGAUCAACCGGACGAUCCUGCUCCCGCCGCGGCUGGCGAUCCCUUUGGCUUGGCGAAUUACUCGUAUGCCGAAUACCUCCAAGACUUUGCCAAUGCCGUCGACCGUGGCAAUGGUGGUUCCAGUGAAAUCGCCAGUCUUCCUUGCGAAGAUCCUCGUGCCAAGGCACUGAAGUGGAUCAAGAACGAUGACAAGAUGGAGGGUAUGGACGCACGUAUCAUUGAAGAUAUGCCCAUUGCAUUGAGUUUGGAACGUUUUGUGGCCGCCACGACGUAUUACAGUUUGAUUGGAGACGAUACUACUUGUGAUACUAGUGGCAGUCAUGAAUUGGACACUUCCUUUGGUUUCUUGGGAACCGAUUCCAUUUGCGAAUGGCGAUCUCAAUUCUUCCUUGGAAUCUGGUGCAACCGAGAAUUGAAGGUGGAAGAGGUUAGCAUUUACAAUGUGAAUGGUUUGAAUGGAACCAUCCCAUCUGAGCUUGCCUUGUUGCAAGACUUGGAGAAACUUCACGUGUCUGGCUUGGGUGGAUCCUCGCCCAUGCCCAGCGAAAUUGGAAACUUGGAAAAGCUCCACACUCUCACGUUGCCUAAUGUUGGUUUCUAUGGAUCUGUUCCAACCGAAGUCGGUCAAUUGUUUUCCUUGCAAUCCAUGGAUUUGAGUGGAAACAACUUGAAUGGAACCUUACCCGGUGAGAUUGGCAAUUUGUUCCAGGUGGCCAACAUUUCCUUAGCCGGCAACGGUUUGAAUGGAACCCUUCCCACGGAAUUGGGAUUCUUGAGCGCCUUGAGGUCUCUCGAUUUGAGCGCCAAUCGAUUUUCGUCUCGCAUUUCGACCGAACUGGGACGAUUGUUCAACCUGCAGGAAUUGGAAUUGAACGAAAACGAAUUUGCCGGCGGCAUUCCUACCGAGCUGUACGAAUUGUCCAAUUUGGUAAGCUUGAACGUUCGUAAGAAUGAAGAGCUCAAGGGAGAUUUGGAUCCACUGUGCAACAAUGUGGACCUUGCCGUCUUUGAAGGUAUCGCCGAUUGUGCUUUGGAUGAGCCUUUCUGUUACUGUUGCUUUUGCUUCUAA